CCUCGCUCGCAUAUGAUGUCAUCAACACUGCUGUGAAAGUUCCAACUCGCCUGCAGAAACACCAUGCGAAAUUGAGCGGUUGAUUUCCGCUUAUUCCGUCCCUUUUAUUGGCUCGUAAUUUCGCACAAUUCAUCUCCCACUACCAUGGUUUGAUCUGGUGGGAUUCGUCAGGUUUUCUUUUGUGUUAAAAUGACGUCGACAAGUCAAUUGAAGAGGUUGAGUGAGGAGAGCCUUACCAGGCAGCCGGAGGAAGUCUUUGACAUCUUGGAGAAACUAGGAGAAGGGUCCUAUGGCAGCGUGUUCAAGGCCAUGCACAAGGAGUCCGGUCAGGUGCUUGCCAUCAAGCAGGUCCCCGUGGACACUGACUUACAAGAGAUCAUCAAAGAGAUCUCCAUCAUGCAGCAGUGUGAUAGCCCCUAUGUGGUCAAGUACUAUGGCAGCUACUUCAAGAACACAGAUCUAUGGAUCGUGAUGGAGUAUUGUGGAGCUGGUUCAGUGUCGGACAUCAUGAGAAGGAGAAAUAAAACGUUAACCGAAGAUGAGGUUGCCACGAUCCUUCAGUCAACUCUUAAAGGUCUGGAGUAUCUGCACUUCAUGCGUAAGAUUCACAGAGACAUCAAAGCAGGCAACAUCCUCCUCAACAACGAGGGGAACGCCAAGCUGGCGGACUUCGGCGUUGCUGGUCAACUCACUGACACAAUGGCCAAAAGGAACACAGUCAUCGGUACCCCGUUUUGGAUGGCGCCCGAGGUCAUCCAGGAGAUUGGUUACGACUGCAAGGCCGAUAUCUGGUCGCUGGGUAUCACGGCGUUGGAGAUGUGCGAAGGGAAGCCGCCAUACGCAGACAUUCAUCCAAUGAGGGCCAUCUUUAUGAUCCCCACCAAGCCACCGCCCACAUUCCACGACCCCGAGGGCUGGUCACCAGAACUGAUUGACUUCACCUCUAAAUGUCUGGUCAAGAACCCCGAGGAACGAGCGACAGCCACGGACCUACUACAGCACCCGUAUAUCAAGAGAGCGAAGCCGGUCAGUAUACUCCGGGAGAUGAUCAACGAAGCGAACGAGAAUCGCGAGAAGGAGAAACUCAGGCUACAGGCUCAGGACGAUGAGGAUGACGUAGAUGCAGCAUCGGAAGAAGAUGAGGUUGAUGGUGGCGCGGAUGACGAUGAUGUUAUCGACAGCGGUACCAUGGUAGCCAGAGGCCGGUCAUCGGGGGCGUCCGCCGCCACGGCGUCUGGCCCCACGGAAACAGACUCGGACACUAUGAUCCUGCACGACAGCGGAACCAUGAUCGAGCACAACACAGGAACGAUGAUCGAACACGACACGGGAACCAUGAUCGAACACGACAGCGGGACAAUGAUCAUGCAUGAGGACUCGGGGACCAUGAUAGAUCACGGAGACGCGGGGACGAUGGUCCUGCACGACACGGGGACGCUGAUCGAGAACGACAUGGGGACCAUGGUCAUCAACGAGGAUAAAGAACUGAAUGGCGACUCCACAAUGAAGAGAAUAGAAACGGACUCGGCAAACCAAAACUACAGACCGCUCUUCAUGGACCACUUCGACCGGCAAAUCGAGGCCAAGCAAGGCAAAGCUGCGACGCCGGAACAACAACAGCAGCAACAACCGCAACAGCAGUUUGAGACGCCGCAGUUGCUACCGCCAGCACCUCCCUUCAACCAACAGCAGCAGCAGCAGCAACAGCCGCGUGCACAGCACACCCCACCCCAGGCAAAACAAAGCACGCCGACCAAACCGGAAGCCAGCCGACCGUUCCACGACAUGGAUUUUGAUUUUUUGAAACAACUCAGCUACGAUGACCUCCAGAGCAGGUUACGAGACCUAGACCCUCAGAUGGAACAAGAAAUCGAAGAACUCCGAAAACGGUACCAGGAGAAGCGAAGACCUAUCAUCGAGGCCAUGGACGUCAAGAGAAAACGGCAACAAAACUUCUGAAAAACAAACUAUUUUUUGCAUCCUGUAGAAUAUAAUUACACAACAGAAAUUUAUAUAGAAAUACUGACAGAAAAAUCUAUGAGGAAACACGAGGCUUGAUAAAAUAUUACAAGAACUGGACAACAUGUGUAAACGCAACUUGUUAUUUUUGUAAGGUUAAUUUCUUUUUCGAAAGUGAACACUAUUUUUGUUUCUAGACAUUUUCCAUCAAAAGAAGCCUGCUUUGUUUAUUGGAAGUUCUAAGAAGAACUUUCUCCAGCUUUCUUCAAGAACUUGUUUUCCACAAGAAAAGCUUACCUUGUUUAUUGGAACCAGGCGAGGUUCUGCGAGGGACUUUCUCCAGCUUUUUACAAAGAACCUUUUUUUCUGCAAGAAAAGCUUGCUUUGUUUAUUGGAACUGGGCUAGGUUCUACCAAGAACUUUCUCCAGCCUUCUAUGGAAAACUUUUUUCAGCAUGAAAAGGUUGCCUUGUUUAUUGGAACCAGGCGAGGUUCUACGAAGAACUUUCUCCAGCUUUCUAUGAAGAACUUUUUUCCACAAGAAAAGCUUACCUUGUUUAUUGGAACGAGGCAAGGUUCGAAGAAGAAUAGUCUCCAGCUUUCUACAGAGAACUUUUUUCCACAAGAAAAGCUUACCUUGUUUAUUGGAACCAGGCGAGGUUCUAUGAAGAACUUUCUCUAGCUUUCUACAAAGAACUUUUUUCAACAAGAAAAGCUUGCUUUGUUUAAUGGAACCAGCCAAGGUUCUACAAAGAACUUUCUCUAGCUUCUACAAAGACUUUUUGCAGCAUGAAAAGGUUACCUUGUUUAUUGGAACCAGGCGAGGUUCUACGAUGAACUUUCUCCAGCUUUUACAAAGAAUUUUUUUAAACAAGAAAAGCUUUCCUUGUUUAUUGGACUGGACGAGGCAAGGUUCUACGAAGAACUUUCUUCAGCUUUCUACAAAGAACAUUAAGAACAAAGAACAAAAGCUUAUCUUGUUUAGUGGAACCAGGCGAGGUUCUACAAAGAACUUUCUUCAGCUUUCUACGUAGGCAACCUAACAAAUACUAAUGUCGAUAAAUUAUUGAACGCAACCUUGUUUUGGAAAAAAGACACUGACAAGGAUCGAGACAUACAUUGUAUCAUUUGAGACACAACAUAGGAGGCAAAGCUGUACUGCUUUUCCAACUAGAUCUACCACUGGUUAUUGGACUCCAUUCAUGCACACAACAGGGCACUUUGAAGGACACUUCACUGGUUCCCUGAUGCGAUUCGCUGUCUCUGUAUGAUGCAUGAGUACCAGCCUGCACAAGGUAAGAUGGCGCCCAGUGGUCCUUCAACUUUGGAAUUGUCACAUUUUUCAACUUUGAGGGGGUACUUGUUCAUGGAUUUCGUCUGCAACAUGAACAACUUUAUUUUCCUUCAUGGAUUUCGUCUGCAACAUGAAAAACUUUAUUUUCCUUAUUUCCCCAAUGGAUUCUUGGUAUUAAUCUUGUGGUGCCUAUGUUUGAAAAUAGUUUUCUCGACCAGAUUUCAAACAUACGUGCGGAGAUUGAAGGGUUGUCUAUCGAUGAUACCGAUGUCGUUUUUUUAUUUCCACAGGUUCUUGCUCAUAUAUUUUACGACAGAUUUUCAAUUGACAAUCAGGAUUGAAUUUAAACAGAGCAAAUCAUGUUUUUUUUUAGUCAGUGAAAUUUUUUGUUUAUUAAAUGUGUUUUCGUUUAUUUAAAAAUUAAAUAGAAAUGCAUGGUGUGUGACUGAGUGACUUAAAAGAUUAUUGUUUCCGAUUAAUUUUAAGAUUAAUGAAUGUGAUUUUGAAGAAAAAAAAGCAGAAUCCAAAAAAGUGAUGUUUCCAGAAAUGGAAUUUUUGAACUUAAUUUCAAUUUUAAAUUUGACUUUUAAUUUAAGAAAAACAAACAUCUUGAUCCACAAAAACUUAAGACAAAGUGGAAGAGAUCGAACAUAUGUUUAAAGAACUCUCAAUUUUAAAAUCAUUACUUUCCGAAUGGAUUCUGUUUUUUUUUUAUGAAUUCGGUCAAAACAAAAAAGGUUGUGAAUAUAAUAUGUAAAUAUUUCUUCACAAAGGCUAUUUUUUCAUACAAAGAAACAGUUUAAUCACUUUACCUUGUAAGUACGACGCCUUGCUUUAUCAAAUACUAGUCUACAUUUGUAGAUAUUUUCUUUGUUUUAUGUGGCAAUAGUGUAGAGAUUGUUCGGGCGCUAUCCUGUCAACACAAGAAAGGGUGGGCAACUCUUUCAAGAGUUGAAACACAUCGGCAGGUGCUAUUUUUCACUUUCCGUCGAAAGGGGACACAUUUUGUUCUGCGAGAUUCCCGAGUCGACCUUUUAACCUUCUAAAGUACGAAGCUCAAACAUGCUUCAGUAACAUUUUGCCCUGCUCUACAUUCUUUAAGAUGUUUGUGAAAUGUAACAUUCUUCACUGCUGACACAAUUUUUUUUUUGGCUGUAGGAAUGUAGGCCGAGAUAUUUUUGUUUUAGAUCGCAGUUUUGAAAUGCAGUAUUUAUGUUUCGUCAGUUGUGUAGUUCGGAAAAAUUGAUGAGUCUUGUAGUUUUUUGAUUUGUUGGCUAUUUGUAUAUGUGUAUAUAUUUUUUGUGUAUAAGAGAAUAAUUAUUUGAUUUGAGUAGGUCUUUAUUGAGUCCAGGUGAUAAAUAUUGACCAUCAAUAUUCAUAAUCUAUUGAUGAAUAUUGACGAUUUGUCUCAUAUUUAUACUGGUGUAAAAAUGUUGGGGUUUCUGUGAAUAUUCAUGAAUUCUUUAUGUGAGCAUCACUGAAACUUGAAUAUUCAUAAUCUUAUCCAGAUUUGUCCACAUCAUGAAUAUUCGGAGCCUUAAGCUAAUAAGUCAGCAAACAUCCAACAACGAAUGUAAAAAAAACCACCAAAAUAUCUUAAAUGUUAAAUUGAAAUUGGACACAAAAAUUGAUAACUAUUUGAUAAGUAUUUGGGAUCCUACAGUAUAGGUUGUAUAAGUUGUUGAUAUUGCGUGCCUUGAAACACCUACUUUAAAUUUAAAACAAAACAUGUUUACCGUAAUGAAGCAUAUGGUAUGAUGGAAUCUGAAGGCAAACGUCUGUGGGAUUUAAACCACAAUAAUUUCCGCUUUGCUCCUGCCCCCUUCUUUAGUAGCCCAACCUUUUUUUUCAUAAGCCUGCUCCUUGUUUAUCAGUCCCCACACUUGUUUGUAAGUUCCGCCCCCUGCUCAUUAGGCCAUCCCUUGUUGAUAAGCUCCACCCUGGUGCAUUAGCCUGACCUUGUGCCCCGUUGGUCAUUAGCCCACCCCCUUGUUGAUAAGCUCCACCCUGGUGCAUUAGCCUGGCCCCCUUGUUUACUAGCCCUUCCCCCUUGGUCAUUAGCCCACCCCUGUGCAUUAGCCCCUCCCUCUUAUUCAUUGGUCCCUCCCUUUGGUCACGAGUCCCACCCCUUACUAGUAAGCCCCACCCCUUAAAGUAAGCCCCGCCUCUUGUGAAUAAUCUCUGCCUCUUCCUCGUGGACUUCACCUUUGUUCACUAGUCUGCCCCUUUCUCAUAUGACCUGCCCCCUUGUUUUGCAUUAGCCCUGCCCCUUGAGCAUUAACCCUGCCCCUUGAUCAUUAGCCGCCUCCUCUUGGUCAUGAGCCCCGCCCUUUGCUUUUUAGCCUCACCCUUUGCUUUUUAGCCUCGACCUUUGCUUGUGUAUAAGCACCAGCCCUUGAUUAAAAGCCCGCCCGUUGAUCGUUAGCCCAACCCCUUGUUAACCCUGCCUUUGAGGACUGCUUUUUUUCCUUGACUAAUUUGGAUUGGUUCAGUUGUCACCUGAAGAGCAAUACCCGUCAAUAAAUCAGAGAAUUUUCAUGA
This is a messenger RNA of Patiria miniata (bat star), 5793 nucleotides long. Its product is annotated as serine/threonine-protein kinase 3-like. NCBI's taxonomy places the organism in Eukaryota, Metazoa, Echinodermata, Asteroidea, Valvatida, Asterinidae. Gene Ontology annotation, cellular component: cytoplasm. Bases 190 to 1959 code for a protein of 589 amino acids. The transcript has 12 exons. The record is from RefSeq and is a predicted model, not a curated record. Gene Ontology annotation, biological process: intracellular signal transduction; protein phosphorylation; regulation of MAPK cascade. Gene Ontology annotation, molecular function: protein serine/threonine kinase activity; ATP binding.